Messenger RNA from Moneuplotes crassus, 1693 nucleotides. NCBI's taxonomy places the organism in Eukaryota, Ciliophora, Spirotrichea, Euplotida, Euplotidae. The record is from the annotation of a GenBank genome assembly.
GUUCAAGUAUAUUCAGAUUGAAAUAAUAUGUCAACUACAGCAGAAAAGGAGAUCAUUACUCAAUUCAGCCUUGAAGAUGAUGAAGAGGUAAAGAAAUGCUUCAGCUGUCAGCUUAGAAGCAAGAAGAACUAUCCUGGAAUGAUCAUAUGCACUACGAAUUACCUUCUAUUCAGAGGAGAAGAUAUAACCAUAAAGGAAAAGGCUAAGUAUGAUGAUAUCAAGGAGAUCACUAAAAAGUCAAAGACUCUGUUUAGUAAAUGGAAAGGAAUUUAAGAUCUUACUCAAAUCAAAAGAGAAGUUGAGAUUCGUAGAUUUUUAUAACAGAAAGAAAGCAUUAGAAUAUUUUCAGGAUGAAAUUGGACACCAUUGCAAAUCAGAGUCAGAGAUUUAUUGUGAAGAAGUAUCCAUGGGUAUGGUCCAGUGUGCCAAGCAAGAAGGACACAGCGACAAUGCCAGCUCCAAGACUACAGCUGAAACUAAGUCAAAUUUGGGAAGAAACUCUAAUUUUGAGAACAAGAUAAGGUCUAGCCUAGAAGAGGCCAUGAAAACUUCAGACAGGAUUCGAUCCAAAAGCGGAGCUUGUGUUAAAGAGCAUUGUGAAGAAAAUAAAGGUGUCGAUGUUAAAUCAGAAGACGAAUUUCUGGAAAGAGCAAAAUGCUCCGAAGAUAGUCAGAUAUCCCAGAAAAAUUUCUUUGAAAUCCAUGAAGAUUCUUACUCGGGAAAGCCAAGAGGCACAGGGAGCUUUCACAACCCUGAAACAGAGCACGAUGGAUCCUUUGAGAGCAUUAGGGACAAGGACAUAGCUAAACUUGGAAGCUUCAUUAAGCCUAGGCAUGGUGAAAAGGAAAUCCUGAGUGCUAUAUUUCCCAUCCCUUUAGGUAUCUUCUGGAGAAGAUUCCUGUCUGAUCAUGCUGAAUAUUCCUGGAAGGACUUUUAUACAGAAGAGGGCCAUAAAGACAUCGAAGCUUCCCAUUGGGAGCCUGAUUCCAAAAAUGGCGGCCAGAAAACUGAUAACGAUUCGACAAUCGACCAAAUUCUUGAGACGAAGAAUAGAGCUGUUUUCAGAAGUAUAUUAAUGGAGCUCAAGAGCUCCUCUUAUGGAUCCAAAGGGCUAUGCAUCCUGAAGUAUUCAUGCAUCAAACGGCCAACCAAGAUUGAACUUUGAAUUAAAAUGCAGAUUCCAAGUGCUCCAAAUGGCGACAAGUAUUAUUUCAAUGAGAGAUGGCUUCUCGGAAGUAGCAGUGCUAGAGGCAAUAAGAUUUAUGCAAAAGUCUUCUUUAGCCUUCUGGCUGAAGAAGAUUUGAAAAAUAAAACCAAGCUCUUUAAGAAAGGGCACGACAUUUUUGAGAAGAAGAGGCAAAAAUGGUUAAAAAUUGUGAAGACUAAGAGCCUUCUUGAAAUCCAGGAGGGAGAUAUAAAGCAGAUGAAUAAUGAGAUCAAGGACAUACAAUCAAGAGAAAAAGAGGAAUCUAAAACUCCCGAAGAGCUUCUAGAGGAAUUUCAACCAUUAAAUUCUCAGGAUUGUCAACCAAUAUUAAAUGCUCCUAGUUUACAUAAAGACAGCCCCGAGGCCACUCUCGAGCAAACCUCUACUAGAAGGUUAAUCAACGGCAAAAUGAUAUUCUUGUUAUCCCUUUUGUUGUUUACACUGCUCUUAGUUACAUUUUUAAUAUAAUUCGACUAACUCUCUGCA